Molecule: messenger RNA, 372 nt
Organism: Bacidia gigantensis
Lineage: Eukaryota; Fungi; Ascomycota; Lecanoromycetes; Lecanorales; Ramalinaceae
Exons: 2
Coding region: 1-372 (123 amino acids)
Source: RefSeq, a predicted model, not a curated record
AUGCGGCGUACAGGGACACUUGUGUCAGAUUGCUGCUUCGUUCAUGCACUAGGCAAAGUAGACGUCGGCCCAAAGCUACUUAGUCGCAAGCAGAAAGAAGUUAACCCGGAAUUCCUAUUACUCGACGAGUUAGAGGAACAAAACACUGAAACUGCUUCCUCUCUGCCUCGGCAGUGUUUCUCCGGUGUCAAAGACGACUCUAUAUCACCUCAGGCUACCCAUAGUUUUCAUUCGCAAAUUGCCGGUCUGGAUGAUAAUGACAAGCGUGUCGAGUUGGAAGUAGCCAUCGAUCAGGAUGUGGAGGGAAUGAGAAAUGAGGAUUGCGAGCUGGGAGAUCACGAGGAGUCUGUGACGACGGAUGGAGAACAAUGA